AUAUUGUACAAUUGUGCAUUUGGUGUGAUCAUCCAUACCUAGUAUAUUAGAAAAUUUGUUUUGUGAAUUUUGAAAUAAUUUGUGAAUGACCAGACGUUGGGGAUAGUGUGCCAGCUGUUGCCUUAGCCCAUAAUGGCACAAAAUGGUUCACUUGAUGACACUGAAAAACGCAUGAAUUUAAAACGGAAAAGAAAUUCUACUGAUGAUGAGGUGGAAAACAUGCCUCCGGUGAAGAUAUCACCGAGACUCAAUGAGAAACUACAGGAUCAACCAACACACAAUGUGGUUGUGGAGUCGUCUUGUUCUAGUGAUGAUGAGGGCUCACAAUAUGACAAUGCUGAUCAGCCAAGGAGUGUGUUUACAGACAUAGACUACAAUGCUGAUAGUUUUUUAAGUCCACCAAGCAUAUCAGAUUUGCCAAAUUGUGUACUGAGUCCUCUAGAGAAUGUGGCCAGGGGCGAAUCAACUCCACAUUCAAAUAAAAGGCCCAGCACAAGUAAAUCAGAUUGUCCCACACUUCCAAAACGGAAAUGUCCCCUGCCAGUGCUCUCCUGGGCAGAUCCUCAGGAUGUGUGGAACAGUAUGUGUGAGUGUGAUGCCAAAUCCAGCCGCAAGAAGAAUAUCAACAUGUUUGACAAUCAUCCCAAUCUUCAGCUCCGGAUGAGAGCUAUCCUGCUGGAUUGGCUCAAUGAGGUUUGCGAGGUAUACAAACUACACAGAGAAUCGUUCCACCUGACGGUGGAUUAUAUUGACAGGUACCUCAGCAACACAGUGGAUGUCCAGAAGGGCCGGUUGCAGCUCAUAGGUAUAACAUGCUUAUUUAUUGCUGCGAAAGUAGAAGAAGUAUACCCACCGAAGAUAGGCGAGUUCGCCUACGUGACAGAUGGCGCGUGCACCACCGAGGAGAUUCUACUAGAAGAGCUCCUAAUCCUCAAGAUAUUAUCGUGGAGUAUCACUCCCAUCACGAUAAACAGCUGGCUAAAUAUAUACAUGCAGUUGGCAAGCGAAGGCCGCAGUGCCAAGAGGCGGCUGGUCGGUGAAAGUGACAUCGGUGCUAACGCCUUGAGAGGGUACACGUUCGUGUUCCCUCAGUACUCAUCGCUCGAGUUUGUGAUAUGUGGACAGUUGAUAGACUUGGCAGUGUUGCAUGUAGAUGUUAAUAUGUUCCCGUACAGUAUAGUGGCUGCGGCCGCUAUAGCGCACGCGUUCAGUAAGGAACUAGCUAUUAGGGUGUCAGGGUACGCGUGGGAGGCGGUGUCGGCGUGCUGGCGGUGGCUGUCGCCGUUCGCGGCGAGCGUGCGCGGCGCGGGCAGCGUGCGGGUGGUGCGCGGCGGCGACGGGGAGUUCGUGCAGCGCGCCGCCGGCCUCCACCUCAUCUGUCCCGACCUCAACCUGGACGAGAGCCACCGCAUCCAGUCGCACAACGUCACCCUCGACAUGUUCGACAAGGUGUACCAGCAACUUCUUGAACAAUCUUCAACACAAGCCGACACCGGUGCAUCAACAUCACAAGACACAGAGCACGUGUUCCCACCUACGCCCCCGCAGUCCGACCAGAAGAGUCCCAAAACACCGUCCACUAAGACGCCGUCCACGAGGCAUCAGUCUGUACCGGAUGUAGAUUCAGAGGUAGAAUGAUUGUGGUUUACAUUAAGGACUCUAUUUAUUGUUAGUAUUGUUAUGAUCUUGUACAAGAUUGUACAGUGAUCCUACGGGGUAAUUGAAAAGAAUAUAACAAAUAAAGCAGGUCUGUAGUAAGUAGUAUUUACCACAAUUUAUGAUAUAUACUUGUGCAAUUUUUAAUAUUUCACAGUAAUCAAAUCUUUAGAAUGGCUCUUAUAGAAUUGAGCUUCUUACUUAUAACAUAUCUUUAUUCAUGUAGGUCUAUUACAGACUCUUUUGAUAUGUCAAAUCUAUCGUGAGUUCGGAGCACUUACUAAGAAGAAAACAUGAAAUUACUCUUCAGAGUCAACAAAAGAAAUAAAACAAUAAAAUUGAACAUUUUACUAACAAAUCAAAUUAGACUCUUAUGAUAUAUCAAAUCUACCGUCAAUUCGAAGUGCUUUCAAGCUACGAAGAAAUGACUGAAAUAUGUGGUGUAUUCACACCAGACUAUCAAAUUUUUGAACUUUUGUUGCACUUUAAAAUUGGUGAAAAGUUUUAAAAUAUUACAUAUAAUUUUAUGUAAAAUCGUACGCAUAUAAUUAUUUUAAAUGUUUCAACGACAUAUGUUGUUAUUUUAUUAAUAUGAUCAGUUUUUAUUUGUCAUACUCUCUUCGAUGCAUCCUGUAAAGUUAUUUAUGUACAUACAAUGUUGUACACAAUUUAUAAACACCACAUUACAAUAGACAAUUACUAUAACCGGUUUAGUAAAACUUUUAUAAUAGGAUAGCAUGCAUAAUAUACAUGAAACUUGGGAAUGCAAGUGUAUAUCAAUAUUAGUUACUUUUACAAAAAGGCGCAAAAUUUUUAGUUUUAUAACUGCAUAACAAAAUCUUGUGUCAGGGUUACUCAUAAAAGGUAAAACUGAAAGCUAAUGAUAGUAUUCAUGAUGUUAAGAUUUUGUCACAGAAGCAAUGUGGAAAAUUGAUAAUGUUUGAAAGGAUUCUACAAUUGUACGGUCACAUAAUUUAAUAUGAAUGUUCAAAAUUUGUAUUCAAAUUAUUACUUUGUUUCUUAGUGAUAAUGGUUCAGUUUUGUGGGGGCUACCUGGUUUCCGUCACGGCAUUCACUUCACAACUAACUCAGAACUCGUAGACAAUUAAUUUUCUUGACAGAAACCAUUGUCAUCCUGUGCCUACUAUAUUCUCUGUAUAUGUAUAUAUAGUAUAAAAUACAUCAGUCUAUACUUUAUACU
This is a messenger RNA of Achroia grisella, 2857 nucleotides long. It is a transcript of the gene Cyce, whose product is annotated as G1/S-specific cyclin-E. The coding region runs from base 133 to 1638 and encodes 501 amino acids. Gene Ontology annotation, cellular component: nucleus; centrosome; cytoplasm. Gene Ontology annotation, molecular function: cyclin-dependent protein serine/threonine kinase regulator activity. The transcript is spliced from 9 exons. Gene Ontology annotation, biological process: regulation of cyclin-dependent protein serine/threonine kinase activity; G1/S transition of mitotic cell cycle. NCBI's taxonomy places the organism in Eukaryota, Metazoa, Arthropoda, Insecta, Lepidoptera, Pyralidae. The record is from RefSeq and is a predicted model, not a curated record.